Neofelis nebulosa (Clouded leopard) is the source of this 1702-nucleotide messenger RNA. It is a transcript of the gene TEX19, whose product is annotated as testis expressed 19. The record is from RefSeq and is a predicted model, not a curated record. Gene Ontology annotation, cellular component: cytoplasm; nucleus. NCBI's taxonomy places the organism in Eukaryota, Metazoa, Chordata, Mammalia, Carnivora, Felidae. Gene Ontology annotation, biological process: male gonad development; spermatogenesis; placenta development.
AUGGGGGCGGUGCUGGGGGAGGGGGCGGUGCUGGAGGAGGGGGCGGUGCUGGAGGAGGGGGCGGAGGCAGGCAGCGUGGCCACGUGCCCCCCGGUCCGCGUGCGGUACGGGGACGAGGGCGUGUCCUACCUCCGCGCGUCCUGGACGUAUCAGCUUCGACGUGGCGACCAGCUGGGGAUUUGCUUCGCUUGCUUCAAGGCUGCCUUCCUGGAGCUCAGAGACUCGACUCGCCGGGAGUCGGAAGACUGGGAGGAGGAAGCGAUGGACCCCACCGAGGCGGGGCCUGAGCAGGGCUGGGGCCCGGGGAUGGGGCUGAGCUGGGGGCAGGGCCAGGGUCACCCCGCCCGGGAGGGGUCUGUGGAGUGGGGGUCGGCCCCCCCGGGGUCGGAGGAGGAGGGCCCGGACCACCACUUCGCGCCCACCGAGCUGGAGCCUCAGGACGCAGCACCCCUGGGCCUGGGCCCCGAGGACGCUGACUGGACCCAGAGCCUCCCCUGGAGGCUCGGGGGGCCCCCGCCUGUGCACACUGGCCGAGGCCCCCUCCUCCGUGGCAGGGGUUUCUCAGAGUGGACCUGCCCCCGGGGGAGCCCACGGUGUUGGAGCUGGGCACCACGCGGGCCGUGGACCCCGCCGAGGCCGAGGCCGAGGCCUGGUUAAGGGACGCGCAGCGCCUCUCCGUGGCGGGCUGCUGCGAUGCCGUCUACCUCCGGAAGACGACGCCGGGGUGGGUCCUGCGGAAAGUCCUGGAAAGUCCUGGAAAGUGCUGCUGGAGCCCGAUGAGGUGUGGGUGGUGGGACUCCAAGACGCACCCCAGAAGCAGGACCUGCACCAGUGGAAGCGGAGCGUUCUGGAGUCCUCUCCUCCGGGGCAGGACGAGGAGCUGGUCCCUGCGGACACAGCCCUGCUGAAGAGGGGACUCGCCAUCCUCUCUUCUUCCCCCUGGGCCAAGGCGGGGGCGGGGGAGGGGGCCCCCGCAUCGCCCGGGCCCCCGGCCUCCUCCUGCCACGGGUGGGAUCCCGGCACCACCGAGCCCGGGAGCAGCGGGCCCAGUGGGGGGAGCCUGGCUGCCGUGGGAGCCUCGGCCCUGGGGGAGCUGGCCCGCUUCCAGCCCUUCGGCCGAGGGCCCCAGAACUGAGGGCCCGAGGCCCAAGUGGCCACCGUCGUCCUGGCUGCCCCCUCCCCGCGACAGCCAGGGGAGCCACCGGCCAAGAAUAGGGGGGCCGGUGCCUGGGGACGAAGAAUGGGGAGCUGCGUCGGGACUGAGGAUCGGGACCGUCUCUGCCUCCGUGGAAGGGACCCAAAAGCCCGUAAGCGGGAGAGAGGUUCUCCUCCGCCAAAUGCCACGGAGCCGGGAACGCGACGCCCUGGGCGACGCGCUUCGCGAACGGUUGCUGCCGCGCAGCUUGUGAAGUGGGGUGCAGGGUGCGCGUCUGGACCCCGGCCCCGCCCUUGGCCACACGCAGGGGUGUGUCGAGUGGGACACGGGGCAUGCGGAGGUCGGGGCGACGGGGAUGUGUGCUUGCCUCCGCCUGGACGGUCUCUGGGGCUCCAGGAGACCCUGUCGGCGGCAGUGGGGACGCUGGUGUGCGCUGGGAGAGGCCUGGUUUCGGAUGUUGGCUAUUUUAUGCGGUUUGACCGUUUAGUACCCGUUUCUUUGUGUGUCGUUUGUUAACUAAAUAAAGUCAGAAGAGUUUUGCAUCAA